AUGUCCGAAGUUGCAGCCCAACCUUCGGCAGGGCAAAUCACACUGCAGGCACGGGACCUGGUCAAAGUUUACCAGGCCGGAGCAACAGAAAUUCGCGCCCUCGAUGGUGUGGACCUGGACCUUUUUACCGGCGAGUUAGUUGUGCUGGUGGGCGCUUCGGGAAGCGGCAAAUCAACAUUGCUCAACAUUCUGGGUGGAUUAGAUACACCGACAUCUGGAACGCUGCAAUUCAGAAACGAUCGGCUGGAUACAGGCAACGACCUGAUCAUGACCCAAUAUCGGCGCCGUCACGUUGGUUUCGUUUUUCAAUUCUACAACCUCAUCGCCAGCCUGACUGCCGAGGAAAACGUCGCUCUUGUGACGGAAAUCGCCGAUGCACCACUGACACCGGCUGACGCUUUAGCACUGGUAGGCCUGGGUGAUCGUCUGCGCGCAUUUCCGGCAGAGCUGUCAGGCGGUGAACAGCAACGUGUGGCCAUUGCGCGUGCCAUUGCCAAGCAGCCGGACCUGCUUUUGUGUGAUGAGCCGACCGGCGCACUGGACAGUAAAACCGGCGUGCUGGUACUGGCCGCGAUUGAACAGGUGAACCGCGAACUGGGCACCACAACCGCACUCAUCACGCACAACCGUUCAAUCUCCGGCAUGGCUGAUCGCGUCUUGCGCUUUGCCGAUGGCCGUAUCGUGGAAACGUCCACUAACCACACACGUACGCCAGUCGCUGAGCUGGCGCUCACCGAUACUGCAGCUGCCUAUUAUGAACGGUAUCAGUUUGCCGAUGUCUUUGCCGAUGCCACGCGGGCACCGCGAAAGGUCCUGCGCGAGAUAGAAGCGUUACCUGGCGUCAGAAUUGCCGAAGGUCGUAUCGUUAAGUACGCCACCAUAGAUGUUGAGUCCUUUGCCGAACCCAUUGCAGGGGUUUUCACCUCGCUACCAGAACAUUCUCUGCCAAGGCUCAACCAGCUUGCCCUUAGAGCCGGGCGCAUGCCGGUGGCGAUCCAGAGCAACGAGGUGUUAGUCAGCGAACCAUUUGCGCAGGCGCACAGCCUGCAACCCGGAGAUAGGUUCAAGGCAUUGUUGAAUGGCCGCAAACGCAGCCUGAAAAUUGUUGGCAUCGCCUUGUCACCUGAGUUUGUUUACGCCAUCGGACCCGGCACACUUAUGCCGGAUGCAGCACGCUACGGCGUGGUAUGGAUGGGUGAAGAGGCGCUCGCUGCCGCGUUUGAUCUUGAGCAUGCAUUUAAUAAUGUGGCUGUGAGUCUUUGGCCUGAUGCCUCACUGUCGCAAACGCUGAGCAGCAUCGACUUAUUGUUAGAAAACUACGGUGGUACCGGCGCUAUUGCACGGGAUGACCAGGUUUCCAACUGGUUUGUAAUGAACGAAAUUGCACAGCUGCGCAGCAUUGCAGGCGUUUUACCUCCCAUUUUCCUGGCAGUGGCCGCAUUUCUGACAAACAUGGUGCUGGCACGCCUGGUCUAUAUUGAGCGCGCCGAAAUUGGCCUGCUUAAAGCCUUUGGGUACAGCAACGCCACGAUGGCCUGGCACUAUACAAAAUUUGUCAUUGUCAUCAGUGGCCUGGGCGUGCUGCUUGGCUGGCUGCUGGGUUUCUGGUUGGGCCACCUGAUGACCAGCAUGUAUGCAGACUUCUUUCGCUUUCCUCUGCUGGUUUAUGCGCCGAACGUGAACAUUUAUCUUCUUUCCGGCUUUAUCAGCAUCACGACAGCUUUGUUUGGCGCCGUCGGCGCCGCCCGGUACGCUGCUCUGUUACCGCCUGCAGAAGCUAUGCGGCCCUCAUCGCCACCACCUUUCCGUCAUCACACGCUUGGAUUGUCUCAGCUGCUGAAACUUAUUGACCAACCCACUCGGAUUAUUUUCCGGCAGGUGCUACGUCGGCCGUUGCGUACCCUACUGACCAGCCUUGGCGUAGCCGCCUCUGUGGCGGUUCUGGUCACCAGCCUGCAAUGGCUGGAUGCCAUCGAAUACAUCGUUGCAGAUUACUUCAAUACGCAGCAACGUCAGGACCUGACCGUUGCCCUGGUUGAAUCCAAAAAGUUCGAGGUAGGCAACAAUUUGAUGCGGCUACCCGGUGUACAAGCUGUUGAAGCCCAUCGCGCGAUAGCGACACGGCUGCACUUUGGUGCGCGUCAGCGCCGCGAAGCGCUGCUGGGAUUACCGCUAAACAGCGAGCUAGAAGUGCUGCACGACGUCGAUGGCAGUCGUGUUGCAUUACCGCCAGCGGGUUUGCUGAUGUCUACCGCGAUGGCCGACCUCCUGGGUGUGCAGGUGGGAGACACGGUGAUUGUCGAAGUCCUGCAGGGGCGACGUCCAACGCUCAGCAUUCCUGUAGCUGCAGUAUUUGAGACCCUGGUAGGCACCCCGGUUUAUAUGAACAUAGAGCCCUUAAACCGAGCGCUGCACGAACCUGAACAAACCAAUCUUCUGCUGGCUCUUUUUGACCAGAGUCAGCAACCCCUGCUGCUGAACAAAUUAAAAGAUAUUCCGGCUGUUGCCGGUGUCGUACUUAAACGCGCGGCGAUUAAAUUAUUUAAUCAGACCAUUGGCGAAACCAUGCUGAUCAUGAUCUUUUUCUAUGUCGCGUUUGCUGCCACGCUGGCAUUCGGCGUGCUCUACAACAACAUGCGCAUCUCUUUGUCUGAGAGAGGUCGGGAGCUGGCGACCCUGCGUGUGCUGGGAUUCACCAAAGCGGAAAUUGCUUACAUGUUGUUUGGUGAAGCGGCUGUGUUGACGCUGUUAGGGCUUCCCAUCGGCUGUCUGCUGGGUUGGCUGCUGGCAGAGUAUAUGGCGCAGGGUUUCAACAAUGAACUGUUUCGCUUGCCGGUGGUUAUCGCACCAGCAACCUACGGUUACAGCAUGCUGGUUGUGAUCGGAUCAGCAAUCGCAUCAGCGUUUUUUAUCGAGCAACUGAACAAGAAAGCAAACACCACCACGGUCAACACGAAACGUGUGUUGAUCUGGUUAGUACCCGGCCUUGUGCUGGUGCUGUCGAUGUUCAUGCUGUUCCGCCCUCGCGCCGAGCUGGUUGACAUCGUUGAAGUCAAACUACGGCCGAUGAGAGUCACCAUUGAUGAAGAGGGCAAAACGCGAGCCAGAGAGAUUUUCACCAUCUCUGCGCCGGUGCAGGGCCGCCUGCUGCGCACCAGAUUAAAAGAAGGGGAUCAGGUUGUUGCUAACCAGACCGUGGUUGCAGAAAUCGAGCCCAGCGAUGCUGAAUUCCUGGACCCUCGUGCUCAGGCAGAAAGCGAAGCGUUGCGGGAUGCGGCAGCUGCCGCUCGCGAGGUUGCCCUGGCUGAGCUGAAACAGGCAAAAGCAGAACGGGACUUCGCCUCUGCUGAAGUUAAACGCGCCCAUGACCUCUUUGCAAAAGGUACCAUCGCCCGGCAGAAAGUAGAUGAUGCUGAGCGAGGCGCCCAGGCAACCCAGGCAGCGGUUGAAGCAGCUAUGGGUAACCUCAAGGUACGGGACUAUGAACUCAAUCGUGCCCGCGCGCGGCUCGUGCCGCCCACGGGCUCGGCCUCCAGUCAAUCACCCUGCGCAUGUGUCACCCUGCGCUCACCCAUAGAUGGGCGGGUUUUACGCAUCCUGCAGAAAAGCGAAACCAUCGUUACCCCUGGUGCGCCGCUGAUGGAAGUCGGUGAUCCUCGAGAUCUGGAGAUUGUUGCCGACAUGCUGUCCUACGAUGCCGUGAAAAUCCGACCUGGUCAGCAGGUGAUUAUCGACGGCUGGGGAGGCAAUGAAGUGCUACUUGCGCUGGUGAGAAUGGUUGAACCAUUUGCCUUUACCAAGACGUCAGCACUGGGCAUCGAAGAGCAGCGCGUCAAUGUAGUCAUGGACCUUCUCGACGCGCCGUCAGAUGAUGUGUCGCUGGGACAUGCCUUUCGUGUGAAUGUCCGGGUCGUGAUGUGGCAAUCUGAGGCUGUCAAAACAAUUCCGUUGACCGCUUUAUUCAGACAUGACAACGGCUGGGCUGUAUAUCUCGACAACGACGGCGUCGCGAGCACAACCCCAGUAACCAUAGGGCACAGUUCAAAUCUUGACGUCGAAGUCAUCAGCGGUUUGCAGGUCGGUGAUCGGAUAGUUCAACAUCCCAACGACCGUUUAAGUGAUGGCACACGAAUCUCUCGCCGUUGA
Molecule: messenger RNA, 4146 nt
Organism: Symbiodinium pilosum
Lineage: Eukaryota; Dinophyceae; Suessiales; Symbiodiniaceae
Source: the annotation of a GenBank genome assembly